Molecule: messenger RNA, 2571 nt
Organism: Paramuricea clavata
Lineage: Eukaryota; Metazoa; Cnidaria; Anthozoa; Malacalcyonacea; Plexauridae
Source: the annotation of a GenBank genome assembly
CCUGAUAUACCUACUGAAAAUAUUCCACCAGCUUCUGAUGAUCUAGCUAAAGUUGAAGAAAGUCUGUAAGUCUAUUGGAUAACCUUAUUAUUACAUGGACCACUAUAUUUUUCUAUAGUUUUUUAUUUUGCUAUAGGUUUUGCAUUGUUUAUUUUGACUGUUCAUUAAUUAAACACAAUUUAUUUAUUGUGUCUUGAUUAGUAAUCACAUUUUAUUCUUGGUACAUUGCCAUCCAAUCACUCAUUGUUUUGUCGUAUUUUAGCAUUGUGGAAAGGGCCUCUAUGUACAGUAAUUAACAUAAUGUAUACAUCAAUUCUGUUGUACAGUAAUUAACAUAAAGUAUAACCAAUUCUUUGUGCAGUAAUUAACAUAAUGUAUACAUCAAUUCUGUUGUACAGUAAUUAACAUAAUGUAUAACCAAUUCUGUUGUACAGUAAUUAACAUAAUUUAUAACCAAUUAUUUGUACAGUAAUUAACAUAAUGUAUAACCAAUUCUUUGUACAGUAAUUAACAUAAUGUAUACAUCAAUUCUGUUGUACAGUAAUUAACAUAAAGUAUAACCAAUUCUUUGUGCAGUAAUUAACAUAAUGUAUAACCAAUUCUUUGUGCAGUAAUUAACAUAAUGUAUAACCAAUUCUGUUGUACAGUAAUUAACAUAAUUUAUAACCAAUUAUUUGUACAGUAAUUAACAUAAUGUAUAACCAAUUCUUUGUACAGUAAUUAACAUAAUGUAUACAUCAAUUCUUUGUACAGUAAUUAACAUAAUGUAUACAUCAAUUCUGUUGUAUAGUAAUUAACAUAAAGUAUAACCAAUUCUUUGUGCCGUAAUUAACAUAAUGUAUACAUCAAUUCUGUUGUACAGUAAUUAACAUAAUUUAUAACCAAUUCUGUUGUACAGUAAUUAACAUAAUGUAUAACCAAUUCUUUGUACAGUAAUUAGCAUAAUGUAUAACCAAUUCUUUGUGCAGUAAUUAACAUAAUGUAUACAUCAAUUCUGUUGUACAGUAAUUAACAUAAAGUAUAACCAAUUCUUUGUGCAGUAAUUAACAUAAUGUAUACAUCAAUUCUGUUGUACAGUAAUUAACAUAAUGUAUAACCAAUUCUGUUGUACAGUAAUUAACAUAAAGUAUAACCAAUUCUUUGUACAGUAAUUAACAUAAUGUAUAACCAAUUCUGUUGUACAGUAAUUAACAUAAUGUAUAACCAAUUCUUUGUACAGUAAUUAACAUAAUGUAUAACCAAUUCUGUUGUACAGUAAUUAACAUAAUGUAUAACCAAUUCUGUUGUACAGUAAUUAACAUAAUGUAUAACCAAUUCUUUGUACAGUAAUUAACAUAAUGUAUAACCAAUUCUGUUGUACAGUAAUUAACAUAAUGUAUAACCAAUUCUGUUGUACAGUAAUUAACAUAAUGUAUAACCAAUUCUGUUGUACAGUAAUUAACAUAGUGUAUACACUUCUGUUGUAGGAAUUUCAUCAAAACUGUUGAGGAACCUAAAAAAGUUUCAUUAGAUUUACCAAAAACAGACAAAGAGGUAUUAAAGAUGGCUAUUUUACUGUUGGACUUGCUUCUAUCUGGGAUGCUUUCUUUCUUGUACUGUAACAACCAAUUAGCCUUUCUCACGCCGCCAUUUUUGGGGUACUGCCUUUUCCAAAUCUGAGAUUGCACGCAGUGAAUAAGGGAUUUGUAUAACUACAAUUGUAAGUCUAAUCAUUAUAAGUUAAUUUACAGUUAAAUAUUUGAAAAAAAUGUUUUCACAUCGCUUGGAUUUUUCACGUCGCUUUCAAAAAAGUACCCCAAAAAUAGCGAAUUUGGCCUUCGUGAGAAAGGCUAAUUGGUUUUUUUUUAUUGUAUCGAAUUCAUUUUGUUUUAGAGGAAAAUGAAUAGACAGGAACGAUUUGGUAUUCCCUUAAAUGAAAAACAAAAGAAACUUGCAAGAGCGGAAAGGUAUAGGGUUUUACUUUUACUGCAACAGCACUUACCAGACUGCUCAGUUUUAAUAAUCUUAGUGUCAAAAUUACUUUCGUAGAUUGAAUUUUCGAUGCAAUAAUAAAAAUCUGGAACACAUGUUUUUGGGAUAUAAGUAUUAUAUACUAAAGUGUAUUAUAUAAUUAUAAUAGAUUUGGUGCUGGUGGAAAAACUAAUGCUGCUGGAAAUCAAAAACUUGCUGGAUUUACAAAAGUAUGCAUUUAAACUUUGUUAUAUCAGUGCAUUAUUUUAUUAUCAGUGCAAUAUUCAGAACUACUAACCCCUCCAAAUUUUUUUUGCUAGGAUUCAGCUGAUAUAGAAAAGUUAUCAAAACGAGCUGAACGCUUUGGAGCGGUUUCUCCUAUUGUCACCAAGGUAUUGUAAACUUUGCAAGACUUCUAAUUAGAACAUAAUAUAUAAUGAGGCUAUUAUUCCAUUUAUGUUCUAAUUAGCCCACUAACAAAACUUGUGUUUUCAUAUAGACAGAGAGGAAGUUGUUGGCUAAAUAAAUUAUUUAAUAUUUUAGACGGUUGAAGAAGAAAAAAUUAAAAAGAGAAAAGAAAGAUUUGGUGUUUCAACUUCAGGCUUGGGUUCGGACGCGGAG